AUGUUAUGGUAUUCAAUUAAGUCACGACAGCCCUCGGACGUUUCCGCCGUCUGGUUCGGCGGUGUGACAUUUGGAUUCACGUUAAGAACAAGUGGUACUUGGCGAGUCACAAGGGUGUACUCUGCGAGUUGCUUGAAGGCGGGCAAGAACUCGACGAGUUUGAAGAACAACUCGGCGAGUUGGUUGAAGAUAGCCUUGGACUCGGCGAGUCUGUUCUGGGACUCGGCGAUGUUGGUGCUAGCUAGUGGUGGAGAUCGUGUCAGUGGUCGGAGCAUCUCGAUCUUAUCUUUCCAGUCAGCAGUUGCGAGGCCAACAGAACAUAGUCUUUCUGGUAUCAACCAUGUAGAAAUUGAUGGUGAUCUAAUCCUGCAAAAGGAGGUGGUGAAGGAAAUCCAUAAUGCAUUCGGAAGUUGGCGGUUCUUUGAAAUGGUGAAUCAUAGAGUUCCUAUUAGCGUAAUAGAGGAGAUGAAAAAGGGAGUUUUGGGGUUUAUUGAACAGGAGAAUGAGGUAAAGCAGCAUUGGUAUACAAGAGACAGCAAUAGGAAGACGAGGGUGAUGUACAACAUUUUCGACUUCUAUUUUCAUUCAGUUACUAACUAG
Lactuca saligna is the source of this 600-nucleotide messenger RNA. Lineage: Eukaryota; Viridiplantae; Streptophyta; Magnoliopsida; Asterales; Asteraceae. The record is from the annotation of a GenBank genome assembly.